CGGAAUUGGACGCCAAAUCCGAGCGAUUCUAUCGGAGGAGUAAACAUGGAGGACAACGGCGGUGAAGAUCCUGUUAAUAACAACAAUGAUACAACGGUAUCUUCGGAGGGAUCUACUAUUAAGGUUACAGUCAAAACCCCGAAAGAUAAGGAAGAAAUCGCCAUAUCGGAAGAUGCCUCGGUCACUCAGUUUAAGGAGGAGAUCUCGCGGAGGUUCAAAGCCAAGCAGGAUCAGUUGGUUCUGAUCUUUGCAGGGAAGAUACUGAAAGACGGGGACUCUCUCAACCAACACGGCAUCAAGGACGGCCUGACAGUCCACCUGGUCAUAAAGACGGCACACAAGGCAGGAGAUGGUGCUAGUUCCUCCACCUCCUGCACCUCCCAGGUAGGCAGCAGUAGUGGCAGCUCCUCGGGCCCCAGUUCUGCAGCCCACUCCUCCACAGUAGGGUCCACUGGAGGCCCUGCCUCGGCACCCCCACAGACCCCCAACAUACUGACCGGGUUCGGUGACCUGUCCAGCCUGAGCAGUAUGGGCAUGGGCUCAGCUAACUUCAUGGAGCUGCAGCAGCAAAUGCAGAGCCAGCUGAUGUCCAACCCAGAGAUGCUGUCUCAGAUCAUGGAGAACCCCCUGGUGCAGAACAUGAUGUCCAACCCAGACCUGAUGAGGCAGAUGAUCGUGGCCAACCCUCAGAUGCAGCAGCUGAUGGAGCGUAACCCCGAGAUCUCCCACAUGCUCAACAACCCCGAGCUUAUGAGACAGACCAUGGAGCUGGCCAGGAACCCUGCUAUGAUGCAGGAGAUGAUGCGUAACCAGGAUCGGGCGCUUAGCAACCUGGAGAGCAUUCCGGGGGGCUACAACGCCCUGCGACGGAUGUACACAGACAUCCAGGAACCCAUGUUCAGCGCCGCACGAGACCAGUUUGGAAACAACCCUUUCUCAGCCCUGGGGGGCAACUCUGAUGGGGGGGUGCAGCCAUCGAGGACAGAGAACCGGGAACCACUGCCCAACCCAUGGGGCCCCCCCAGCUCCACCAACCCCUCUGAGGGUGGAGGGGGCACGGGCACCACAGGCUCCUCUACCACUGGCAGCACCAACCCCAGUGUCUCCAACCCUCUGGGUGUCAACUCUGCCAGUCUGGGAAAUGGCAUGUUCAGCAGUCCAGGCAUGCAGAGUCUGAUGCAGCAGAUUUCAGAGAACCCCCAGCUGAUGCAGAACAUGCUGUCUGCUCCCUACAUGCGCAGUAUGAUGCAGUCUCUGGCCCAGAACCCAGACAUGGCCUCCCAGGUGUUGAUGAAUAAUCCCCUUUUUGCUGGAAACCCCCAACUGCAGGAACAGUUCAGGAGCCAGCUGCCUGUCUUCCUGCAGCAGAUGCAGAACCCAGAGGCGCUCUCUGUCAUGACCAACCCCCGAGCCAUGCAGGCUCUCCUCCAGAUACAACAGGGUCUACAGACGCUGCAGACAGAAGCACCGGGACUCAUGCCCAGUUUGGCACCGGGUGGGCUGCCAGGUGGUCUACCAGGGGGGCUAGUAGGUGGAUUACCAGGUGGAAUACCCACAACCCCCCUGUCCGUAGGAGGGGGUGUGGCUCCAGAGAACCCCGCCUCUUCACCGAGCGCCGGAACAAACCCCGCCCAGCAGCUGAUGAUGCAGCAGAUGCUCCAAAUGUUCGCAGGAGGGAAUGCCUCGAGCCAGACCCCGGAGGUGCAGUUCCAGCAGCAGCUGGAGCAGCUGGGUGCUAUGGGCUUCAUCAACCGAGAGGCCAACCUGCAGGCCCUGAUCGCUACAGGAGGAGAUGUCAACGCUGCCAUCGAGAGACUGCUGGGCUCUCAGCCCUCAUAAAGACACACUCGCACACACACCGUUACGUAUAUAAGCAUACGUCGAUACAGACACGCGCACACACACUAUCCAGCUCUGGGUAGCAAGGGAUAAACACACACAGUUACGUAUAUAAGCAUACGUCGAUACAGACACGCACACACACUAUCCAGCUCUGGGUAGUAAGGGAGAAACACACACACAUACUGUCUACAGAGAAUCAAGAAGUGAAAUGAACCCUCCCAAACCGACACAGAUGAGACCCGGUCAGGAUAUGUACCAUUCUAAACAUCCACCGCAGCCUCCUGUCAGAUCAUGCCCCCCCCCCCUCACAUCCAUAUCCCCUGUUCUUAGCCUCCUCCACAGAGCUCUGCCCAGCAGAACCAGACUGACCAGACCUCCUCAACAGAGGGGUGCGAAAGGGAAGGGGGCGAAAGGUACCCUCUCUUAAACAGAGAUGCUUUACCCGACAAGAUUCAUUCAUCCAUCUUCCUCUCUAAUAAAUCUGAGGGGUUUAUUCAAUGAGAUGAGAGUUCAGAGUGCGGCAGUUAGAAAUGCAUUCACUGCAUUGCAUAGAGCUGUUAUGACGCAUUUGUUUCCUGUCUAUAUGUUGCAUUUCUGUCUACAGUGAUGUGAACAAUCCACCAUUUUGACCAAACCCCUGCUCUGCAGGGUAUAUGGAGAGGAGGGGAAGAGAGAAAUACAAAAUAGUUUUGUCAAUAUCACACGGAUAUCAGGCUCCAAUCCCUUACCCCUCUUUCCACUACUUUAACCGUCCAAAACCCUUUCUAUUUAUUGCUAGUGCUGAAAAGAAAAGAUCCCCCACACUUCCACAUCCCCCACACUUCAAAUCAAAUGAGUCUGCCGGUGCUGGUGUAGAUCGACUUCACACAGGCGGUGCCACAAGAUUGAGACCAUUGAUAAGAUUGAGAAAUGUCAUGAUAAUCGUUAAUGAAGGAAGAAAGGUGUGGUUCUGAGGAAGACAAAGACGAGACAGACAGAUUUCCUUUUCAUUUUAAUCUGAUUCAUUAUGUAUUUUAAUUUGAGGUGUAAGUCGUACCUACCUAUAGAUAAUCUGAUUUGUCUCAUUAAACAAAACUCUUCCUGGAAAAUGUAUGAAUAAAAUAUUAUGAAAAAAGGCUUUACAUUUUUGGUAUGGUGUGGCACCAUACGUUGUUGUAAAUUAGGUUCUUGCUUUUUGCUUUUAUUUUAGCAUUGUAGUUGUGGUAACCUUGGCAAUGGCUUCCAUAGCUGUGAUUUGUCUGUUGGCCUCAGCUAAAAAUCCAUACCCAAUUCAACAUGUUUGAACUAACUUUUAACAGAACUGUACUACAAAAUAAAACUAAGUUGGUCAAUAA
Molecule: messenger RNA, 3176 nt
Organism: Oncorhynchus masou masou (cherry salmon)
Lineage: Eukaryota; Metazoa; Chordata; Actinopteri; Salmoniformes; Salmonidae
Product: ubiquilin-4-like
Exons: 11
Coding region: 46-1839 (597 amino acids)
Biological process (GO): ubiquitin-dependent protein catabolic process
Cellular component (GO): cytosol
Molecular function (GO): polyubiquitin modification-dependent protein binding
Source: RefSeq, a predicted model, not a curated record